AGGCUCCCUGUUCACUUCCCUAAACAUCUGUUUUUAAAUAGUUCUACAGUAGUAGAAAAGCCAGUCAAAUAAACUUUAUAUGAACACCUUAAGUACUUACAUAUGAGCUAGAUUUUGAGAACUUUCACUAAAGAAUGUGUAUACCAUGUUUCAUCACAGGAAGAAAAGUGAUUCUCAAGAUCUACUUAAAAUACAGUGCCUGUAUUAUUAACAUACUUAACGAAAAGAUAAAGUUCCACGUAAUAGAUUUAGAAUCACACACGUUUUGUAGAUGCUCAAUUGAUUUGUUUUUCACUGUAAUAUCUCUCUUUCAGAACUGUCUAAAUUCAUACAGAAAUAUAUGGUCAUAAGAAAAGUGCCUGAUCAAUUGACCCAGCCCCAAUCCAGCAAGGGAGGACAAAUAUCCAAAAGAUUUCAGCACCUCUUCCAGCAAGAAUGUGACAUUGAGAAGGAGGUGGUAAAGGAGGAGAAGCCUAUUAAGUCCUGUAAAGAGGUCAGCCCUCUAUUGGUUCCUCACAGUCCAAGAUUAGUCCAAACCCCUUCUACAGAGUCCUGUAGACCCUUUACCUGUGGUCCAGCAACCACAUGCAACCAGUCUCCAGAAGAUAAGCCCAAAGAACAUAUCCAGCCCUACUGGGAACAGCCUUAUUGUGGUGAGGACAGUGUGGCCACUGAAAAAUGUGAUGCUUCUCUGUUGGAGCAGCACCAGGUGGAUAGCAAAGACCUGAAUAGAUGUUCCACCUCUAUUGAGAAAUAUGAAGAGUUCCCCCAAAGGAAAUUGAACUCCCUAUGUCAGCCUUGCCCACCUAAGGAUCUGCAGAGUUCUCAUGGGGAUAUGGACGUUGUUAGUGAACCAGACCCCCAUCAUCCCAGAGGACAUCUUUGCCAAAAAGAUGAUUCAAAUCAAUGGAGUCCUCCUGGUUAUCUUAUCCUAAUAAAACAGAGGGUCAUCCCUUAUUCCACCUUGGACAUGGAAAACCUCUGCCAACCAGUGCACACUUCAUCCCUGGCCUUGGAGAAACUGGAUACAGACCAAACCCAAUACGUCCAUCUUAUGAAGGUGAAAUAUGAGAAGGGGAUUAGGUGCCAGCAGCAAAGAGCCAAGGAAACCAAAAGAAGCAAGAGGCAAGAUUCCCUCCAACACUUGGAGUAUGAAAGAAACAAGAGGAGUAGACAAAGCAAUGAGUCCACCAGAAUGCUAACAGAGAAUGGUCUACAUUUUGUGGGCACCACUCAUCAAUGUAAAUUAAACAGUGUAGCUUGCUUUAAGGCAGAACAUUUAGGAAACUGUGAUGGAGAAUGCUUUGUCUGCCAAGGGCGCCAGCAUAUGCCUGUGGAAGCCAGUUUUAGGAGAAAUGAAAGUACCGGCCAUGGAAGCCAAAUGAAUUGGCAAGCAAGGAGGACCAAGAAGAAUGUUGAAGCCCAGAAGUGGGUUGAAAGAAUUUCUAAAGGGGAACUGCACAGAAGUUCUCCAGAGAAGCAGGGCCUAACCCAGUGCCGACAUGCUUGCCCAAGCCAACUACCCAGAUGUCACACUGAGAGAGAGGGUCAGAGGCAGACAUGCACUUGCAAGGCCUGUUGGAGCCUCAACAGACAGCAAGACAGAGAGAGCAGUUACCCCAGCUCAAAGUGUGGCCACAAACACUGCGAGACUCCAAGAGUGAGCAGAAGCUGGGCCAAUGUCAGGUCUGCAACUAAGCAAGACCAUGGAUUUCCUGAGGCAAAGCGAAGCCCCAAGACCGCUUUCUUGAGUAAUACAGACAAGUUGGAGGUCCCUACACCCCAGUGCUUGUGCUGUAACUGCUCCAGGAGAAUCCAGCACUGCCACACCCCACAGGAGCCCAAGAAGCGAAGCAGGAGGCAGCCCCAGGUCAGCAGGCCUCCCCGGCAGGCCUCACAAGAGAGGCUGGGUCUGGCUUUCCUGAACACCGAGGACCUGCAGAGCUGGCUGCGAGGGGAGAGGGAGUUAGUAGAUAGGCAGCAGCUGGCUUGGAGGCUCAGUAACAUGAAUCUGAGAAGAGAGAGCUGGAGUUCCAAUUACUGACAUUCUUCUGCAGAGUGAGCCACCCAUACCGCAAUGGAACAUGCUUUAUUAGUGUAUUCUUCUCAAGAUACCAGCUUUCUGUUGACCAGUUAAUUACAACUGAAAUACAAGAAAAUACAGUAUGGCCUGCUGCAUGGCUAACCAAUUGAUUAAAAUGGAUUCACACUUAAAUAAAAAUAUUUGCAUACCCGUGGUAUCACAAUAAUAUUAAAGAAAACACACUCGUAAUCCACUGCAGUACGUUGGCAAUGUAUCAGGACCACUGUGCGACACAGUUUAACUUGCAAUGCCCGUUCCCUUUUACAGUAUCAUUAUGGCAUAAAUGUGAAAUGUCCAACGAGGUUAUUCCUUAGUUAAUGGUUAUUUGAAUUGCCCCCUUUGGGUUCUAAAGCUACAGUGAACUCUGAAUGACCAUUUAGACAGCUGAUUCAAGAUGCUUCUGUCAUUCAUUUGUAUUAAGUGGCUCACUGGUGUGAGUCUUAUCUUGUGGAUUAAUUCAGAAUGAUUCACUCAAUACAACAAUUAGUCAGUUUAAUACUAAUGUUUUAUUAAACUUCAAUAUCAGCACUGCCCAUUUCAGAGACAAGAGAGUGUGCAGUCUUCAUUUCUUCCUCUGGUCUAACUAAGGUCUCCAUAAAGGUCUUAAGGUCUCCAUAAAAAGCUUUUUUAUACCUGGCCUGUUGUUACAUCAUUCUUUAACAAUUUGUUCUUUUUGUAACUGUUUUCCAGCUCAGUUUGGUAUCUUCUCAAACCUUUUCCCGGUCCUUCUAAUAACACACUCACAAUGCAUGCAUUUGACACACACACACACACACCCUGCUAGUAAGAUAUAUUACUGCACAGAUACAAACUUAUGUAAUUCGAAUAGAAGAAAAGAAAAUACACAGACAAAGCAUAGCAACACCUUGUUUUCUAACAAUAUUGAAACAAAAAUAUAGAGACAGUUAAACUGGUCUACAGCAAAUACAGUUUUUACUAUAGCUAUAUCAAAAUCUUUAUGCAGUUUUAACCAAUGGAAAGCAUUGUCUCACCACAGUUGUUUACAUAUAAAGGAAGUUUAUUGCCACCUUGAUAACUGGUGAAAACAUGGCUAAAUGUUUUGCAUCCUGUCUUGGGAGAUGCUCGGAAGCUUUUGUUAUUAAAGGUUUUUCCUCUUUUGCACCCUCACUUGAAUGGGAGAGUCCCUCAGGUCUGUCUUCUAGGAUCUUGUUUCCUAUUUUUGAGAAUGUCAACAAGCACAGAAACAUAUAUAACGCAACGAUAA
Molecule: messenger RNA, 3308 nt
Organism: Acipenser ruthenus (sterlet)
Lineage: Eukaryota; Metazoa; Chordata; Actinopteri; Acipenseriformes; Acipenseridae
Exons: 2
Coding region: 341-2044 (567 amino acids)
Source: RefSeq, a predicted model, not a curated record